AUGGUACAGGGAAUCAAUGAAACGAUGUCUUCUUAUCAAGGAAUGGACUGUCUUCUCCUUGCAGAGCAUAAUUUAUUACGUGAGGCAUUUAUUAUUGCAAUGUCUUGUCUAGGGAUUCAGCAAUAUAUGGGUAUGCUUCCAUAUCUAUUUAAUUCUCUCAACAGAAUAUGGACCCAGAAGGAGUGGAAUAAGAAAUAUGUGUGUACCAUGUCUGGAUUGAGCAAUCUAUUUUCUGAUGGUAAAUUUUUGAAGAUGUCUUAUCACGUUAUGAAAUUCUGUGAUGAAAAGCUUAUGAGCGGAAUAAAGGAGUAUGGUGCUUGUGAUGUUUUCUCCAUAGCUCUUUUGGAGUUAAUCAUUCCUCUGUUUUUGCGGCUGCUCCGUUGUAUACAUGUACUUUGGAGAGCGGAAAUUGGUGCUGACUUGUUGCCUAAAGCUGUUGAAAAGGCUAAAAGCUUGAGCUGUAUGGAGCUUGACCAUUUGCUUGAAAUUUCUGAUGGGCUGUACACUAUUGACAGUCAGGAAAUAUUCCGCGAGAAUGAGACAAAGGCACUGUUAGAGGGAACUCGACAGAGAGUGUACAAUUUUAUAGGUCUAUGUAUAACCAUCAAGGGGGCAUUCCCUAAGUUAUUGGAAAGUCUAUCUGUUGGUAAUGCAUUCACGGAAGCUUUGGAGUGUAUGGAAUUGAGGCAUUUAGGGAAGCUUAUCCAUCUUGUAGUUAUUCCUCUGGUCAAGCAUUGUCCCGUUGAAAUCUUGGAGUGGACAGUCAACUUAUUAGAGCCCAUACUAUUGGAGUGCGAGGAUAGACUUCAUGGUACUUGGUUUUAUCUUCUUUAUAAAAGACAACCACACAACCUUCUCAACUAUGGUAAUCUCGUUGGAGAAGAUGAACAAAUAAAUAAAACGAGAUAUAAGCUACUGCUAGAGUUUACUCGAAAGGUGUCAGAUUUGCUUAAUGCCUUAGAAUUGAUGGAAAAAACUGUUGCGCCUCUACAUGAAGAUGUUAAACCUAUCUGCAACAAGGACACUGUCUCUUCUCAAGAUUUGAACUCCAUGGCACCACCUUCUUUCUGCAGCUUGCAGUUUCAACAAAUGAUGUGCGGCUUGAGCAUUUGA
Messenger RNA from Triticum turgidum subsp. durum (durum wheat), 1113 nucleotides. The record is from the annotation of a GenBank genome assembly. Lineage: Eukaryota; Viridiplantae; Streptophyta; Magnoliopsida; Poales; Poaceae.